This is a messenger RNA of Mya arenaria, 3685 nucleotides long. Its product is annotated as coatomer subunit delta-like. The transcript is spliced from 12 exons. Gene Ontology annotation, biological process: Golgi localization; retrograde vesicle-mediated transport, Golgi to endoplasmic reticulum; endoplasmic reticulum to Golgi vesicle-mediated transport. Bases 91 to 1626 code for a protein of 511 amino acids. Lineage: Eukaryota; Metazoa; Mollusca; Bivalvia; Myida; Myidae. Gene Ontology annotation, cellular component: COPI vesicle coat; cytosol. The record is from RefSeq and is a predicted model, not a curated record.
GAAUCGCACUUCUUGACGUGGCUGAGAAGUGUCGGCGAAUAAUCAACGAGUUUUGCAGAAUUCAAGAACUAUUCGAACAGUCGUUGCAAAAUGGUACUGCUGGCGGCAGCAGUGUGCAACAAAGGCGGGAAAGCCAUCAUAUCCCGCCAGUUUGUUGAAAUGAAUAGAUCCAGAAUAGAGGGCCUUCUUGCUGCCUUCCCAAAAUUGAUGAACACCGGAAAACAGCACACAUUUGUUGAGACUGAAAGUGUGAGAUAUGUGUAUCAACCUCUGGAAAAACUGUACAUGCUCCUCAUCACAACAAAAGCCAGCAACAUACUGGAGGAUCUAGAAACACUUCGGCUGUUUGCUAGAGUGAUACCAGAAUACUGCAGAAAUCUAGAAGAGAGUGACAUUGUUGAUCAAGCGUUCCAGCUGAUUUUUGCCUUUGACGAGAUAGUUGCUCUUGGAUACCGUGAAAAUGUCAACCUAGCCCAGAUCAGAACCUUUACAGAGAUGGACUCCCACGAGGAGAAAGUGUUCAUGGCUGUCAGACAGACUCAAGAAAAAGAGGCGAAGGACCAGAUGCGAAAGAAAGCGAAGGAGCUUGCCAGGCAGCGCCAAGACGCAGAGCGUAGUGGACGGGCGGCGGGACUGGGCAGUGGUGGGUUUGGGAGCUCAUCAUUCAACCGCGGCAGCGAUACCACCAGUAUCAUUGACACCACCCCAAUGGAGCCAGUCAAACCUGCAUACAAUCCUCCCAGCCGUCCGGCAGGCAAGGGCAAAGCGCUGAACCUGAAGAGUCGGAAGCAGGAUGUCGACUCUUUUGUGGGCCAGCUGCAGUCUGAGGGAGAAAAAGUCACCAGUGUUAACCAGUCAACUAACAAAGCUAUGGCCAAGGUAGCAACGCCUGCAGCAAACCAAGAAGGUGUACACAUUCGAGUGGAAGAGAGCAUCAAUGUUACGGCGGGUCGAGAUGGUGGGCUACAGGCCCUCGAGCUGCACGGUAUAAUCAAGCUGAAGGUUAAUGAUGAGAAACUUGCUAGAUCUGUCCUACAUGUCAUCAACAAUGAUAAAAAAGGCAUAAGCCUGCAGACACAUCCAAACAUAGACAAGAAGAUGUUUGCAUCCCAGUCUGUGAUUGGCUUAAAAAAUCCUGAGAAGCCGUUCCCGAUUGGUCAGGACAUUGGUGUGUUGAAAUGGCGCUUCACCACUCAGGACGAGUCCUUCAUGCCUCUGUCUAUCAAUUGCUGGCCGAAUGAGAGUGGCAGUGGCUGUGACGUGAACAUUGAAUAUGAGCUCGAACAAGAAGACCUGGAGCUGAAUGAUGUUCAAAUCACCAUCCCCAUACCAUCUGGUGUUGGGGCGCCGGUUGUGGGGGACUGUGAUGGUGACUACACGUACGACAGUCGCAAGAACCAGCUCCACUGGACCUUGCCCGUCAUCGACGCUUCCAACAAGUCCGGAAGUAUGGAAUUCUCUGUCAGCGGCCACCCAGAUGACUUCUUCCCUGUUAACGUGUCAUUUGUUUCAAAGAAAUCUUAUUGUGAUAUACAGAUUAGCGACUUGCGACUCUUAGAAGACGACUCACCAGCCAAGUACUCCUCAGAAGUGUGUUUUUAUGUUGACAAAUACGAAAUUGUGUAACAGGGACAAGCUAGAUGUAUUUAUUUUUGUCAAAUAGAAAACUAUACUAAAACAUGAAACAAAAUGUUGAGAAAGAGUGUUCAGUUGUGAAGGUACAAUGUAGCGCCAUGUCAGAGGGCCUGGUUUAUGACGCUUUAUCGAACAUGCAGUAGGCUGUACUGGAUCGAUAUAUACCUGCUUUCUUUACAAUGGCGCUCUGACAUUCAGAAAACUUAGGUACACUUUUGAUGUGCAGGUCUUGUGCAUAAUGGUUGAUGAUAGAAACUAUAUUGUCAUUGUUAUUACAUUAUUAUUGUUGAAAUUUUUACAUUAAAUUACCUUUGAACUGAGAACAGUGGUGCAGCAGUUUGAGUAACUAUCAUUUAGCACAACCCUGUGAGACCGACUGGUCAAAUAUUGAUCAGACUUGGGGAUUAAACUUGUUUCCAUAAUUAAAGCCAAUAGGAAAGAGUAAUGUAGGAUAAUUUGCAUCUGUACAUCCAAAAGUCGGAUUAUUAUGAAUGGCUGUACAUUUUGUUGUUCAAGUAUUUUUGCAGGAUUUCAUAAAAAGCGUGUCUGAUGGUGUUUAACUGUGUUGAGUGAUUGUCUAGUGUUAUUUGAAAUGACAGAUGCUAGAAUAUUAUGUUGGUAAUGUUGGGUUUUUAGCCAAAGAGUUAUAGAAGGGUGCUUCACCCUUCCCGUUUUAUGAUAGCAUCCUUCUGCCCUCAUCAAGGCCCUGCCCUUUUAUGAUGGCAUCCUUCUGCCCUCGUCAAGGCCAACAUGUGUAACUUUCUGCCUUCAUAUUAUUGAAUGCUUAUUUAUUUUUUAUUAAGACUUAAAAUGGGAUUGCAAAUACAUACAGAUUUAACAUAUUUGACUGUUAAAACCUAAAAUUGCUUCAAUUAAAACUAACAUUUUCUAUCUAAUUUUUAAUGUUCAAAUUUUUACAGCCUGCUUUUUCCUUAGCACCCUGUCCCUCUUAGGCAGCACCCUUCACUUUAAAACCUGGCUAAAACCCUAUAAUGUUAGAAUUGUAAACUUGAUUAGUGCUCUCAUUUUACAUGUUCUCUAUUGCUCAUUAUGAGACAUUUAACUUGAUUGAAUGUAUUCACAAAAUGAAUGAAAGAGCCAUCCAUGUUCUCCUGUUCAUAAGCUGAUCUGUUGAUGUUUUUGAGGCCUGCAAAGCAUGGGAAGCAUACAGUGACAAAGUUAUCCCAUUUCAACCAUGCACUCACACUUCAUUUCCAUACUUUUACUUUCGCAUUUUUAUCCAUUCUUUACCAAACUUGGCCUUAGUGUUAAUGGGCAUGUAUAUGAUCAAUAUUUAGAACAUAUUAUUAUUUGCUCUGAGAGUUAUUGCCCUUUAUUUGUCAAAAUGUUACCAAUUUCUCUUCAGCCAUCUUCUAAUUUAAUCAUUUCUUAUCUUUACCAACCUUGGUUACAGUAUUAAGGGGCAUAUUGACCAAACAUGGUUACAAUAUUAAGGGCAUAUUGACCAAACUUGGUUACAAUAUUAAGGGGCAUAUUGACCAAACUUGGUUACAAUAUUAAUCGGCAUAUUGACCAAACUUGGUUACAAUAUUAAUGGGCAUAAUCAACAGCCAGAUUGUGAUAUAACUCCAUAUCCAGAGUAAUAGCCCUUUAAUUGUCAAAAUUGGACAAGAUUCACUUUGACCACUCCUUGAGCAAGGGUUACAAUUUUGACUACUGUGACAUGUGUGCAAUUCUAGGUUUUAAGAAAAGGGAGGAGAUAUUUAAACAAAACUGUCAAACUAAGGAGUGUAUAGAUUAAGUUUUGCAAUACAAUUGUCAGAAAUAACAUAUUUUUGGGGAUUAUUUUGAGUGAAUUUUCACCUCAUAAUAUUUCAUUAUUCUCAGUGCUUAAACACACAUAUUAUGUUAGGUCUAUUUCGGACAUCAUCAACCUGUGCUAAAUGUGUCAUUCCAUUGAGCAGUGUUUGGUCCUUUGUUUAAUUAAGGUGGGUUUACAUGAAAAAUAAUAUGAAAAAUGUGCAUUAUUUAUAAUUAUGUGUCACUAUAAAUGACAAAUUAUGUACAUAAUAAAGUGUACAUAUCCGCA